Fragaria vesca subsp. vesca is the source of this 483-nucleotide messenger RNA. RefSeq lists its product as uncharacterized. Bases 13 to 342 code for a protein of 109 amino acids. The record is from RefSeq and is a predicted model, not a curated record. Lineage: Eukaryota; Viridiplantae; Streptophyta; Magnoliopsida; Rosales; Rosaceae. The transcript has 2 exons.
GUUCAAUGCUUUAUGUCCUCAUCUGUACAAUUCAUACACCGAAAAGGGGAUGGAGCCUUGCAAAGUGGUCCUAAGCACCUUGCCGGGUUCAACCCCACACCUGCAUACCCGGACUUCCCAGUGACAGUGAUGGACACAAAAACUGCGAGUGCCAUAGCCCCGGCCACCACAAGACACACCAUUGCUAAACCAAGUUCCUUGCACCUAUUCUUGUCAAAUGCCACAGUGACUCCAACAAAGAGGACCACAAAUGUGCAAACAAAUUCUAACACCAAUGCUGUAUGGGUGCCUACUCCAUGUGUUGUGCAGCCACCUAAGGAGUAUUUUUGGGCAGCAUUAUGAUCCAUCACAGUCUUGAUAAUAAGAAAUCCCACAAUUGAACCAACACAUUGCAUCAACAUGUAGAUGGAAGCUCUAGCAAGAGUUAUGACACCUUUUAGGGCAGCUAUGAAUGUGAAAACAGGACUCAUAUGACCACCAGAU